UUCUUGUCCCGCCCCCUCCCGCUCGGUGUUUCUUCCGGUUCCGGUUACCGUUCCGUGGCCACAAGACUCCGGCGAGGCGUCGCGCGCUCCCCGCCAACCGAAGCUCCAGACGGUUCCGUUCAGCGCGAGGACGACAUGCACAUCAAGACAGGUCCGUGGGACGCCAGCAGCUCAGUGUGUGACUCCGACGGUCUGUGCGACCCGGCGGUCCUGGUGGCGUCCGCCGCCUCUCAGCCUCACAUCCGCAACCGCCGCCUGUCCCCCGGGUCGGGCGGCGGCGGUGGCGGCGGGGGCGGGGGCUGCCUGGGCGGGGGCGACCCGCAACCCCAAGAGCCGCCCUACGUCCCGGCCCACGCCCACGCCCUGGCCCAGCGCCGCGAGAAGGAGCGGCGCGGCGGCGGCGGCCUGCAGAAGGGGCGCGGCCAGCGGCGGGAGGGCCUGCGUGCGGGGGCGGGCCGCGGGGAGCGGGCCCCCCAGCGGCCCCCCAAGGAGCGCUGGGUGGAGGAGAGCCUGGCGCUGCUGCGGCCCCCGCCCGCCUUCCCCGUGCAGGACAGUCCCGCCAAGCUGCUGCCCGCCGUCAGCUACGCCUCCAAGGUGAAGGCGGGGCCGGCGGCGGCGGACGAGGAGCCGGCCGCCAUCGGCGUGCUGCUGCAGAACCAGUGGGGCCUCAGCUUCAUCAGCGAGGCCCGGCCUGCCCCGGAGGGCCCCGGCCCUGCCCCCGAAGCACAUACACCCGAGGCCCCUGUUGUCCCCGUGGCCCCUGAGGCCCCCGGCCCCACGCGGGGCCCCGCCCCACCGCUGGCAGCGGACCAGAGCUGUGAACCUGCCCCCUCCAUUACCUCCUCCGCCGUCCCCGCCGUCCUCCUCGCCCGCCCCGGUCCAGAGGAGCAGAACCAGGCCAGGAGGCUGAUGCUGAACUACCCCCACCUGGUGGACGCCCUGGAGUACCACAGCCGAGAGUGGAGAUCCAUGUGCUCCAGACAGAAAGACUCUAAGCGGGUCGUCUGGUACAAAGACACCGUGGAGCAGCCGGCCUAGCAGAGGGAGCCCGAACACACCCACAAGACGCACACGGACGCACGACACGUCUACACGGACACACGCAACACGGACACACAACACAUACACACGGACACACGCAACGCCGACACACAAACAACACACGGACACACACCACGGCCCCCCCCAGAGACGGACCCUCAGGGUGCGUGUCGCUGCUGAAGCCACACUGAGACACUUUGGAAGAGCUGCUCUGAGAAACGACUGUUUUUAUAUAGCGACCGGCGCCUGCCUUAACCCACGAGCACCUGUCUUCAAACCCCCUACCCCGAGCCCCUCCCCCCGGGACGAGUCUGACCCUGUACUGGCAGAGCAGGAGCUGUCGAUCAAUCCUGAAUCUGCCCUUUUUGUUGUUUUUUUAAAUGAGAGCUGUGGGCCCCUCCUCCCCCUUCCCCAGCGCGGAGUUGUCAAUCAUGUCUCGUCUGUUUUUACGGGGGCUGCGGUACCCUCACCUGUAACGCGUGUGGUCAAUCAAGCACUUUGUUAAAACUGGCGUUGUGUUCACAACCCCCUCCUCGUUUAUCUCUGUCCAGAAGGGGCCGUCUGGCGACAGGCUAGGGGCUGACCCCCCCGUACCCCCUCUGAGCGUGACCCCUGACCCAGUCCGGAGGUCUCGCGCGUCGUCGAGUGUGUUGACAAUUAUUUGUUUUCCUUUUUUUUUUUUGUUUUAUGAAAAAUGAGUUCUAUCAAAAUGUAAUUUACACUGGAGGAGAAAUGUCAGUAGAACAGUAUUGCUUAAUAAAAUGAUUCAACUUGA
This is a messenger RNA of Gadus macrocephalus (Pacific cod), 1816 nucleotides long. RefSeq lists its product as uncharacterized. NCBI's taxonomy places the organism in Eukaryota, Metazoa, Chordata, Actinopteri, Gadiformes, Gadidae. The record is from RefSeq and is a predicted model, not a curated record. Bases 136 to 1038 code for a protein of 300 amino acids. Gene Ontology annotation, molecular function: RNA binding. Gene Ontology annotation, cellular component: nucleoplasm; cytoplasmic stress granule. The transcript is spliced from 4 exons.